UUUGCUACUUAGGAUCCUUAUCAAAUUUAACCCGGCAGUCAAUGUAGCCGCCGUGUCAUUCGGUUCGUGGCGCCCGGUGCGCAAGCCUGUCUGUGGAAAAUCGAUAAACCUGAAAGAGCGAAGAGAGCGCAUAAACCCCGAGUGAGUCGCCACCGUGAGUUAGUGAGUGCGCACGACGACGACGACGACAACGGCGACGACGACAACGACGACCGAUCACGUCGACCAGGACGACCGCCAGCAUCCUUGAUGCGAGACGCCAGCCUCAGUUUUGUUUAGCGUGCCCUCGCGUGAACAACCCUCCGGCAGGGAACGGACCAAAGGGUGGCCAGACGAAGGUGGUUCAGGGGAAAGUUAUGAGGUCCUGCUUCUUACCUGUCGUCGUCGUUCUGAUUCUGAUCGAGGUACCCGAUCGUAGCAGCAGCACCCAGUUCGAAAUAGUGAGAACAUGGGCGAACAAGUUAGGCUACGAACUAUGGACGUUGGGCAAGUAUGUGACGAAGAUGGACAAGUUUCGAGAGAGUUACAAGACAGCGGAAGUCACACCACGUGACGGAAGAACCCUCGUGCACGAAAUCGCUAAAGACAUCAAGACCAUGAUGGAGUCCAAGAUUUCGGCUAUAAAGAGGAUAAUGGACGUGGCCGAGACGUCAGCGAUGUCGUCCCCUCCUAUGGAUCCGCCGGAGUCCUACGAGUUUGUCAACGCAAAGAACAACACAAUCGACUUCGAGAACAGUCGACACUUCGGCGGUUACGUAAACCUCAACAUGUCGGCAGUGCAUGUGCCUACAAACGUGUACGAGCGCGCGUCGAAUGUCAUCCGCGCUAUCAAGUGGUCCGAAGAGCUCGACCGUACCUUCAUCAAUAAUUACGAGCAGGACCCGUCGUUGUCCUGGCAGUAUUUCGGCAGCGCGACCGGCUUCAUGCGCCAGUACCCGGCCAUAAAUUGGAGCAUGCAGCCGGUGGAUCUGUUCGAUUGCCGGACGAGAAGCUGGUACAUCGAGGCGGCCACCAGUCCUAAGGACAUUCUCAUCCUGAUGGACACGUCCGGUAGCAUGACCGGCAUACGACGAGAAAUCGCUAGGCACGUUAUAAACAACAUCCUCGACACUCUCGGCAACAAUGACUUCGUCAACAUUAUCACGUUCAACAACGUGACCAAAGAGGUGGUGCCGUGUUUCAACGACACUCUCGUCCAGGCGAAUCUGGCGAACGUACGGGAGCUGAAGCUAGCCAUAUCGGACCUCGAGACGGUGAACAUCGCCAACUUCACCCUGGCGCUAACCACCGCGUUCGAGCUGCUCGAGGUGUUCCGCAACGAGCGGGAGGGUGCCAAGUGCAAUCAAGCGAUCAUGCUGAUCACCGACGGCGUGCCGUACAACUACAAUGAGAUCUUCAAGACGUACAAUUGGAAAGAUCAGGACGAGCCGACGGACAUGCCCGUCCGCGUGUUCACCUAUCUGAUCGGCCGGGAGGUCGCGGACACGCGCGAAGUGAACUGGAUGGCCUGCGCGAACCGAGGAUACUACGUGCAUCUGUGCACCCCGGCGGAAGUGAGAGAGGAGGUGCUAAAAUAUGUGCCGGUAAUGGCGAGGCCGCUUGUGCUAGGUCGCACGGACCAUCCGACCAUCUGGACGCCCGUAUACGCCGACAUAACCGACCCGAAGAUCACCGACUGGCUGUGGGAGCAGCGCGAGAGCGAGGAGCAGAAGGAGCGCUUCCUGCUCUACCACCGAAAUAAGAAGUACUUGAAUUUGGAGGAGGAUCGGCGCUUCUGGAAGAAGCGGUGGCACGAGGACAGCGAACAGAACAAGCCUAAUUACAAGCUGAUGACUUCGGUUAGCAUGCCGGUGUUCGAUCGGCGCGAGAACGCAACAAUGAUCGCCAAUCUCCUCGGUGUUGCCGGCACGGAUGUACCAAUUGAAGAGAUCCAGAAGCUAAUGAUUCCGCACAUGCUUGGCGUCAACGGCUACGCAUUCAUCGUGACUAAUAAUGGUUUCAUCCUGAUUCAUCCCGAUCUCCGGCCAGUGUUCCAGGGCAUUUUGAAACCGGCGUAUAACAGCGUCGAUAUGGCGGAGAUCGAGCUAAUGGAUAACGACAAAGGCCCCAGAGAAUUUGACGAAGGCAUGGUUAUGCUUCGCAACGAUGUGGUGAAUCAGGCGAAUGGUAGCGUGACACUCCAUACAAAAUAUCAUUACGAUAAUAUGAAACGUGUCGGCAGGGUGAAGAGAAAAUAUGAUUAUACGGGAAUUAUGGACACACCGUUCACUAUAGUGGUUAGCUUACCCGAGCACGAUCACAUUGGAAAUUAUCACGUGCGCGCUACCGAGGAGAUACAUCGAUCUCACGCUAAAGGGAAAAACGUGACAGAUUACUUCGCGGGUAGUAACUGGCGGGUGCACCCCGAUUGGAUGUACUGCAAGUACCACUACGAGGGUGAACACAGGUUCGAAACCUCGGAGUUGCAGCUCCUGCACUUUCUGGAGCGUACCCGUCAGCCAGGCUGGAAGUGGAUCGACAUGAAGCAGCGAUCCCAGCCGCCGGAAUACUCCGCCACGAGUUCCAAUCAUAGUUCUCAUCCAAAUCCUUACAAAGCCGAUCGGAACUCGUAUUACUGCGACAGGAACCUACUGCAAAGUCUGGUGUUUGACGCUAAGGUAACCGAGUGGUUUGCCCAGCAAACCCCAGCAAAUCCCAGCACCAACCGCGAAGAAUCAGGGAAGCAAUUCCAACAACGCUUCGGAAUCACCCUGGCGUUCAUGGCCACGCACAGCGGUCUGACCAGGUGGCAGAACUACCCGAUGGACGAAGACGUGCCGUUGCCGGGGGAUCAAUUCAAUAAGCAGCAUUCCCGAGCCAUCGACGAGGUGUGGUAUAGGCGAGCGGUCGAGCAACACUAUGUGCUGCCAGAGAGCUUCGUCUUUUCUGUCCCCAUCGACGAGGAAGGUGCCGACAACACCACUCUGGUUAUCGCCAGUCACGCAAUAUUCAUCGGAGAGGGAGGGAAGGCGAACGCACCGGCCGCAGUAGUUGGCUUUCAAUUCCAGCACACUGCCCUGCAGACGCUUUUUCAGAACAUAACAUUCAAUUGCGGAUCGGAUAGUUGUGGCGGUCUCAAACACUGUGGCGACGACACUCUAGCAUGCUACCUGAUCGACGACAACGGCUACAUAAUCGCGGCCAAGAGCGAAGCGGAUGCCGGGAAGUUCUUCGGCGAAAUCAGAGGUCCGAUAAUGAACAGUCUGGUCAAGGACGGCGUCUACGAGAGGAUAAGGAUCUUCGACUAUCAAGCAGUAUGCUUCAAGAACGCGCAGACUAACAACGCCGCCAAUAUUUUACUCACGCCAUGGAAGCAUCUACAGAAAGCCGUGUUCUGGCUAGUCAGUCAGAUCACGUGGGUCUGGGCGAAAGCUGGCAUAAUGGAUGAUUAUGAAUCGUUUGGCUAUGUCAGCGACGAAGAAUCGGUCCACAACGAUUCUGACGAGAGCGAGAAGCCCUCCCUAUCGAGCGAACCGAAGGAUGACAGAUCCUUCGACCACGUCUUCAUAAAUCGCACCCGGCUGGAAGUUUGCGAUCAAGAGGUAUUCCUGUACCUGCGCAACGCCACGUUCAACGCGUACUACAUAGACUCGGACGAGAACUGCGUGCGGCCGUACGUGGCGCAGCCGGUGCCUCACAGCAACAUGCUGCUGAUAGUGGUGAACAUCGGCUGCAGCGACACGUCGUUGCCGCCGCUGAGCAUCGAGCCCGAGGAGGUGAACUACGAGAACAACACGCUCGUCUGCCAGAAAGCGCUCACCGGCCUUAAGCGAAAGCGGCCGCAGUCCUGCAUACGCUCGCAUCCGCGUGAGAGCGAGAUCAAGCAUCAGUGCGGCCUGGCGACAAGCGCCAGAUCGAAUCUGCUUCACCUGACGACGAUGCUGCUGCUGAUGUGCACGCUGACCGGAAGGCCCGUCCAUAUUUUCGGCUGAAUUUCGUAGCCGACGAUCCCAGUGUUAAACCACGGUCGACACGGUCUCGACAAUGAAACUCACGAUACACUGCGAAUUGAAUGGACUCUCUCGCAACUGCGAAAUUUCGCCUGACGAACGUGUCGGGAUACUCGCACAUCCGUUUCGAUGAUCAGAAUUGCUACACAGCGCAGAUUCGACGCGAUUUUUCUCAUUCACGAUUAUUUCUUGCCUUUGCCAGUUGAUGAAAACUGUCUUUUCUCCGCGAACCAGGAUUUCAAGCAUAAUUGCAUUUAACUUCGCAUCUUCGAAUAAUUAAAGCAAUCAAAAUUAUUCUCUGAAAUUAAUUUUGAACUUCAGGAACAGAUAUCACGUAUAAAUCAUAUCAACAAAUGUUUGAUACAUUAUUUGAUAAUUAAUAAUUAUUUUACAAUUUUAGGUGUAAUGUGGCGCAAUAAAAUUGAAGGAGAAGAAAUAAAUUUGUCCUUUCAAAGAUUCUAGUAUUAAAAAACCAAUGAAAAACUAAUUAAACAGAGAGAUAUAAGAAAAAGCAAAAAAAAAACCUUUCUCUCUCUC
Messenger RNA from Linepithema humile (Argentine ant), 4526 nucleotides. RefSeq names its product straightjacket (gene stj). NCBI's taxonomy places the organism in Eukaryota, Metazoa, Arthropoda, Insecta, Hymenoptera, Formicidae. The record is from RefSeq and is a predicted model, not a curated record. Gene Ontology annotation, molecular function: voltage-gated calcium channel activity. Gene Ontology annotation, cellular component: voltage-gated calcium channel complex.